AUGUUCACCGAUGACGACGGUUCUCGUCAGUUUCAUGCUUCUAUAUCGAUGGCGAGGAGAUUCGCAGUGAUUGGAUUAUCGUUCCUCCUCUUAGUUGGUUCAACAUUGUCGGCGAGAUCCGAUGAGGAAACUCGGGAGCGGUUUUACGGCAAUCUGGUGAACUCGACGGGGCCUGGUAACGGCGGAGGGACUCUCGCCAAAAUGUUCGAUCAAGUUCUCGAGAAAGAGUUCUCCGAAAACGAUCAGCCUGAAGGAUCGGAUGGAGGAGCGAGCUUUAACAGCAGUGUUGCUGAUCAACAAGCUGAAAUAGAAACUGUAGCGAAAGUAACACAUGAGAAAGGGAAAAGAAAUGAUACACAAGAAAACAACAAUACGAGACCGUUCCAGCUUCAAGAUGUGUUUUCUCUGGAGAAUGAAGAUUCUGAUGAUAUGACUCUUAUUGACAAAAAGAACAAUGUUUUUGUCAUGUCAAACAAAAAAUCUAAGUAUCCGAUACUUCAAGUAGAUUUGAGAUUGAUAUCAGAUUUGGUGGUCAUUAUUGUUUUUGCUGCGAUUGGUGGCAUUGUUUUCUCGUGUCUUGGACAACCGGUCAUUGUUGGAUAUCUUCUGGCGGGUUCAAUCAUUGGGCCAGGAGGACUGAAAUUCAUCAGUGAAAUGGUCCAGGUGGAAACCGUAGCCCAGUUUGGUGUUGUUUUCCUCCUUUUUGCUUUGGGCUUGGAAUUCUCAAUGGCUAAGCUGAAAGUUGUUGGCCCAGUUGCUGUCCUUGGAGGACUUCUUCAAAUCAUCUUGCUCAUGUUUCUGUGUGGUGUAACUGCCUUGCUGUGUGGAGCAAGAUUGUCAGAGGGUAUUUUUGUUGGUGCUUUCCUAUCUAUGUCAUCAACUGCGGUGGUGGUGAAGUUUUUGGUGGAACGGAACAGUACAAGUUCUCUACAUGGUCAAGUUACAAUAGGGAUACUUAUCUUUCAGGACUGUGUUGUUGGCUUACUAUUCGCAUUGCUUCCAGUUUUGGGUGGAAACAGUGGUUUACUACAAGGAAUCAUAUCAAUGGGAAAGCUGCUCCUGAUAUUGUCAUUAUAUCUCACUGUUGCAUCUCUACUAACAUGGUCAUUUGUUCCACGCUUUCUGAAGCUAAUGAUUCAAUUAUCAUCUCAAACAAACGAACUUUACCAAUUAGCUGCCGUGGCAUUCUGCUUACUAUCUGCAUGGUGCAGUGACAAGCUGGGUCUUAGUCUUGAGUUGGGAUCAUUUGUGGCUGGUGUUAUGCUAUCUACAACCGACUUUGCUCAACAUACACUAGAGCAGGUGGAACCGAUUCGUAAUUUGUUUGCGGCUCUCUUCCUAUCUAGUAUCGGGAUGCUCAUAAACGUGCACUUCCUAUGGAACCACGUCGAUAUCCUUCUGGCGUCUGUGAUUCUAGUCAUAGUUAUCAAGACAGCACUUGCAGCAAUAGUAGUCAAGGCUUUUAGAUACAACAUGAGGAUAUCUUUCCACGUCGGUGUAUUGCUCGCUCAGAUCGGAGAAUUUGCGUUUGUUCUUCUAAGCCGAGCAUCGAACUUACACGUUAUCGAGGGGAAAAUGUAUCUUCUCCUUCUGGGCACAACAGCUCUGAGUCUCGUGACGACUCCAUUGUUGUUCAAGCUGAUACCGAGUGCGAUGAACCUCGGUGUCAUCCUCCGAUGGUUUCCUUCUGAGAAUAGUUCCACGAACGAGGAGAAAGCAUCGAUGAUAGAAGUACAUAACAGAACCAAGUGA
Microthlaspi erraticum is the source of this 1752-nucleotide messenger RNA. NCBI's taxonomy places the organism in Eukaryota, Viridiplantae, Streptophyta, Magnoliopsida, Brassicales, Brassicaceae. The record is from the annotation of a GenBank genome assembly.